This is a messenger RNA of Onychostoma macrolepis, 1759 nucleotides long. RefSeq names its product tissue factor pathway inhibitor 2 (gene tfpi2). Gene Ontology annotation, biological process: negative regulation of peptidase activity. The record is from RefSeq and is a predicted model, not a curated record. Lineage: Eukaryota; Metazoa; Chordata; Actinopteri; Cypriniformes; Cyprinidae. Gene Ontology annotation, molecular function: serine-type endopeptidase inhibitor activity. Gene Ontology annotation, cellular component: extracellular region. Bases 226 to 930 code for a protein of 234 amino acids. The transcript is spliced from 5 exons.
GACGCAAUAGCUUUGGGAAUAGACGCAAUUUUCUGUACUGCGUGGAAUUGUCAUGGAAAUGACUAAGUAUAGCCCGCCCUUCCAAUUCCACCCCUACCAAAUUCUCCAUUUAUAAGGCAACGAUUGUGAGAAGUCAAGUUAGUAACUUAUCAGGCGAGUAACUUUUCAGUUUGUACCAUAACAGACUAGCCUACUACACGACCCCAGAAUCCAAACUCUAUCACAAUGGCGUGUGAUUUGCCUGGAGGUCUUUUGUUUAUUGUUGCUGUCCUGCAAAGCGCCGUCGGACUACAACCCAAAGAGGUUUGCCUGUUGCAAGUUGAAGAGGGAACGUGCAAUGACGACGUCCAGCGUUAUUACUACAAUACAAUCACCCAACAGUGUGAAGAAUUCAGUUAUAGCGGUUGUGAAGGAAACGCAAACAACUUCAAGUCCUUUAUGGAAUGUCAGAAAACAUGCUUCAGGAUUCCAAAAAUCCCCCAGAUCUGUCGUUUUGAAAAGAAAGAGGGCCCCUGCCGUGGCCUCUUCAAGCGUUAUUUCUUCAAUAUGACCUCCAUGCAGUGUGAACCCUUCACUUAUGGUGGUUGCCAAGGGAAUGAAAACAAUUUUCAAAACCUUCAGGAAUGUAUUGAAUAUUGCAGACCUCCUAAAACAAUCCCUGUGAUUUGCAAAGAUAUUUUGGACAAAGGAAAGUGCUUAGCUUCCAUCCCAAGAUAUUACUACAACUCUGCUACAAAGACAUGUGAGGAGUUCACAUACACGGGAUGCGGUGGAAGCAACAAUAACUUCAUCUCCAAACAAAGCUGUAUGGAUGUUUGUGGUAAAAAUGGCAGCAAACAUUGGAGCCCUGCUAAAAAGUCUGUGAGAGUUUCCAAAGAAUACCUUAAACGAGUAAAGUCCCAGCCACAAAAGGAGAAGUCACCCAAAUAAUGCUUUAUGAAGUCGUUGACACUGUAUUACCGACAAAGAUGAUUGCACUGAUUUUACACUAUUGGAAUUGAAGGCAGCAGUUCAUAUCUCACUCUGUGUAUAUAUGAUAUUGAUUGUUUUGUUUUUUUAAAGACAUGUUUAAUAAAAGUUUUUUUAAUAUUUCUAUGUAUUUUUAUGCAUUUGUAAAAUGUUUAUUUUAUUUUUAAUAAAAUAAAAAUGUACUACUUUUAAUUAUUUGGUAUUAUUAAAUACAAUAUUUUGUAAAGUCUAACACUGUUUAAGUGAUAAAGCACACUCUCAGAAAUAAAGGUACAAAAGCUGUCACUGGGGCGGUACCUUUUCAUGUCCAUUUUGGUACCUUAAAGAUACACAUUAGUACUUAAAGUGUACAUAUUUGAACUUAAUAGGUACAAAAAUUUACCUUUUGAAAAGGUACCGCCCCAGUGACAGCUUUUGUGCCUUUAUUUCUGAGAGUGCAAUAACGUUUAAUUGACAGUAUUUAAUAACAGUAUUUCAUAUAAUUAUGUUUUAUACCCAAUAUAUUUAAUUGAUAUCAUCUCAAGUCUAGCACAUGACAGUGAUUUCAAAAAGCUAGUGACACUUGAGAAAGAAGAAUGAAAAUGGUCAUUAUCUGCUGGGUCAAAAAAAGCAGGUUACAAAAUUAUUAACCGUUAAAGUGAGAAAUGACAUAUAUUCAGCCUUUUUAUUUUGAAUGUUUUAUUUUUAUUUCAAUCUAUAUAUGGUAUAUAAAAUCAAAUUGUCUCAUGCCUUUAAUGGCACUUGAUAUCAAAGCCAGAAUACAAUAAAUAAACCUUGAAUACAAGCAUUA